Molecule: messenger RNA, 1295 nt
Organism: Struthio camelus australis
Lineage: Eukaryota; Metazoa; Chordata; Aves; Struthioniformes; Struthionidae
Source: RefSeq, a predicted model, not a curated record
AUGCGAGAGGAGCUGGACGACGACGAGGCCGCGUGGAAAGCUGCGGAUGGGGACGAUGUUAUACUUCCCCUGCCAGAGAAUGUGAAAGAAUAUUUGCUGGAUGAUGGAACACUUGUGGUUUCUGGAAGAGAAGAUCCGCCAACUCAUUCUCAAGAGGGGAGUGAUGACGAAGCAGAGGAAAUACAGUGGUCAGAUGAUGAGAAUACUACAACGCUUAAGGCACCAGAAUUUCCUGAGUUUACAGCUAAAGUCCAAGAAGCAAUAAGUUCCUUGGGAGGCAGUGUUUUUCCUAAACUGAACUGGAGUGCUCCAAGGGAUGCCUACUGGAUAGCAAUGAAUAGCUCUCUGAAAUGUAAAACUCUCAGUGACAUCUUUCUACUCUUCAAAAGUUCAGACUUCAUUACUCGUGACCUCACUCAGCCAUUUAUUCACUGCACUGAUGAUUCCCCUGAUCCGUCCUUGGACUACGAGCUCGUUCUUCGAAAAUGGUGUGAGCUGAUCCCUGGUGCGGAAUUCAGAUGCUUUGUCAAAGAAAACAAGCUUAUAGGUAUAUCACAAAGAGACUACACUCAAUACUAUGAUCAUAUCUCUACGCAACAUGAGGAGAUCUGUAGAUCAAUACAGGAGUUUUUCCAGAGAAACAUACAGUAUAAAUUCUUGGAUGAAGACUUUGUUUUCGAUGUGUACAGAGACAGCAGGGGUAAGAUUUGGCUAAUAGAUUUUAACCCCUUUGGUGAAGUAACAGACUCACUGCUGUUUACAUGGGAUGAACUGAUCUCUGGGAAAAACUUGAAAGGCGACCAGAGUGAAGAGGAAGCCACAGAACAGGACUAUCCAGUUUUCCGUUGUACGAACAGCAGAGUUACUGUCCAGCCUAGCCCAUACCUGAGUUACCGACUGCCGAAAGAUUUUGUGGACCUUUCUACAGGAGAGGAUGUUCACAAAUUAAUUGACUUUCUUAAACUGAAAAGAAAUCAGCAAGAUGACGACUGAGCUAUCAAGAAGUGUUGUGUUGCAUUGCAUUACAAGCAAGAAAUGUGGCAAAAGCCAUAUUUAGCGUAAUUAUUAAACUAUCAAUUGAAAGAAAAUCUGCUUUUUUCUAUUUAAUGAAAGAACUGAAGAGCUGCAUAUCCUGUGGGUUGGUUUAUAUAAAAGUGUAGAAAAGCUUUUCCAUGGAAAUGUGAAGGGUCAGCCUGAGCCCUCAUUGGAUUCCAGGUUAGAUGCAAGUAUACCGUGGUGCAUGCAAGCAACAAUUUGAGUGCAGCUGAACGACUGACUUCCCAUCUCAAUGUUGU